This is a messenger RNA of Zychaea mexicana, 1943 nucleotides long. Its product is annotated as Alpha/Beta hydrolase protein. Gene Ontology annotation, biological process: piecemeal microautophagy of the nucleus; multivesicular body membrane disassembly; macroautophagy. Gene Ontology annotation, molecular function: glycerophospholipase activity. Bases 175 to 1710 code for a protein of 511 amino acids. The transcript is spliced from 5 exons. The record is from RefSeq and is a predicted model, not a curated record. NCBI's taxonomy places the organism in Eukaryota, Fungi, Mucoromycota, Mucoromycetes, Mucorales, Lichtheimiaceae.
AGAGAGCAUCCUGCUGGGAAAUUAUGCACGCAUGACGAAAGGGUGCCCCAGACAACACCUCUUCUUGUUCUCAUUUUUCUACCCCUUUCUACCAAACGUUCCUGCCCCCCCCCUCGCUACCCCAACUUUGUUACAGCCACUCUUUUACUUGCUUUCAGUUAUUAAAACACUACUAUGAAGAGGUUGAUAAUUUCACUACAAUUUAUUCUUUUAAUUUUCCAUUGUCAUGGACUGCGAUUGCCCUGGCAGCAGCAAACGUUCGAAGCGUUCCUAAGGAACGACAACAGCAACAGUAGGAGGUUUCCAAUGAGACCUCAAGUUGUAAUAACCAAUCUACCACAAAAUCAAGCCAAGGAAUUGUCGUCGUCGUCCUCAUCGGCAGUGCCGGCGACGGCAUUGCACUCAUUUAGAUUGAAAAGCAUAUACCACCAUGCGUCAGACAACGGUCCUAUUCCGGGUCUCUUUCGCAAACUAGACAUACUAUCGGCGUCGCCGGAGAAUAGAAAUAGCCAAGACGAAACAUUUGAAAUACGUACAAAGCUCGGCGAUACCUAUCGACCUACUUAUCCAGAGGCCGUCUACAAUCUAUACAAGUAUGACCCAGUCAAACGACAACGUAAUCAAUAUACCAUCACCGCUAUGGAUGACCCAGACGAAGCUACCAUUGAUUUUGAUUGGGCUCCAGGCUCAUUGCCUGACGUAAAGCAUCGAGCAACCGUCCUGGCACUUGCCAUGAUGACCAGUAAUGCAUACAGUCCAGCGAAUAACGAUACUGAUUGGUAUGAUAUCGGAGCGCCGUGGAACUUGAAUACAUCGUUUGGAUGGGAGACCGAUGGCAUUCGAGGCCACGUAUUCGGAAACGAUGACGGAUCGAUUCUCGUGAUCAGUCUCAAGGGAACAAGUGCUGGGUUAUGGGGCGGCGGACAAACAGGCGAAAAGGAUAAGAUGAAUGACAACACGCUAUUCUCCUGCUGCUGUGCCUACAUCAGUCGCGCUUGGACAACUGUAUGCGAAUGCUAUCAAGGAAACGAGUAUGUAUGCGAGAACAAAUGCUUGCAGGAUAGCAUAACCAAUAGCGGUCUUUACUACGAUCAUGCCAUGGAAAUUUACAAACAAGUCGCCGAUGACUACCCCAACUCAACGGUAUGGCUGACAGGUCACUCACUAGGCGGCGCAUUGGCAAGCUUGGUCAGUCAAACGUUCUUGGUUCCAACAGUGACGUUUGAGAUACCUGGUGAACAAUUAGCCGCUCGCCGGUUACAUUUGCCACAUGCACCAGGUGUGGAGGUGCCCUUGUGGAACUUUGGUCAUACUGCAGAUCCUAUAUUUGUGGGCGUUUGCACUGGACCUGCAAGUAGCUGUUGGUACGGAGGUUUUGCUAUGGAGACACGGUGUCAUUCCGGGAAGAUAUGCGUUUGGGAUACUGUAAACGAGAAAAACUGGCGAGUUGAUGUCCGGUCACACCGUGUACACGAUGUCAUUGAAAAUAUUCUCAAGCAACCAGAAGGAGAAUUUCCUCUACCAGAUUGUGUGCACGAAGAUCCAAGUUGCGCCGAUUGUGGGUUAUGGAAUUAUAUAGAUGAGCGGGAUAAUCAUCCGAGCUCCUCUACUACUACGCCGUCUAUGACAAAAACAAGCGCUGUUCCUGAACCUCCUGGCGAUCCCUGGCGAACUGGUAGCAGCACUACUUCCGCUGAGCAAGAGGAAUAAACACACCAUGCGCAUACAUUUACAUUAGAUUUUGAAGUUAAAAAAAAUGAUACGAUGGACACCAUGUUGGUAUAGCUCCAUAAUAUAUCUAUUCCUGCUGCCUAAGCAUUUGUGGUAGUUGCACAAUCUCAUGGUUGUCUCGGCUUGCAGUGCGCACGAGCGCAAUGAUUGGCUGCCUUUAAAAAGCUGUAUACGAAUAAAGACGCGAGCGCGUUUUACGUGUUUUUUUUUUC